Molecule: messenger RNA, 2379 nt
Organism: Cucurbita pepo subsp. pepo (vegetable marrow)
Lineage: Eukaryota; Viridiplantae; Streptophyta; Magnoliopsida; Cucurbitales; Cucurbitaceae
Product: Glycosyl hydrolase family 47 protein
Biological process (GO): carbohydrate metabolic process; mannose trimming involved in glycoprotein ERAD pathway; endoplasmic reticulum mannose trimming
Cellular component (GO): membrane
Molecular function (GO): mannosyl-oligosaccharide 1,2-alpha-mannosidase activity; calcium ion binding
Source: RefSeq, a predicted model, not a curated record
UCAAUUUGGAAGGUUUUUUCCUUUUCAUAAUCCACUCUUAAGGAAAUAUAGUUAACCAAAUUAUUCAAUCCACGACAACCAAGUUUCUAUGGGCGUCUUGAUUUGAGCUGCGAUUCGCUUCAGAUCCCCAGCGCCAUUGACUUCGUACCCCGAUUCGAUUCUAUUCGAUUCGCUUCUUCUGCCCGGAAUUCUUAUCCAGUCCAUAGAUUCCAUACAUGUUGCCCCGCAGGUCUUUCACAUGGAUUCUUCUGCUUUUCAUCAUCUUCUCCGCUCUCUUCAAUCCUUCCAGCUCCAACAACUACUGGACUGCCAAGCGAAUGCGUAUGAGGGAAAAGGUCCGCCGGAUGUUUUACCAUGCAUAUGACAACUAUAUGACAUAUGCAUUUCCACAUGAUGAGCUAAAACCUCUUACGAAGACCUUCACCAACUCCCUCAGUGAGCUCGGUAAUCUUAAGCUGGAACACUUACCACAAAAUUAUAAUGGCUCUGCUCUUACACUCAUCGAAUCAUUGUCUAGCCUUGUAAUUUUAGGCAACAACACUGAAUUUCAAAAGGCGGUGCUUUGGCUUUCUGAAAAUUUACGUUUUGAUGUUGAUGCACGGAUAAAUCUAUUUGAGUGCAACAUAAGAGUUCUUGGAGGACUUGUUUCUGCCCAUGUUCUUGCAACUGAUUCCACGAACCGAUUGCCUAGACAAAGUUAUAAGAAUCAACUACUAGUUUUGGCCGAAGACUUAGGGAACCGCUUCCUACCUGCAUUUAAUACCCCCACAGGGUUGCCAUAUGCGUGGAUUAACCUCAAGCAUGGAGUGAUGGAGAAUGAGACUACUGAAACAAGUUCUUCCGGGUGUGGUUCUUUAAUUCUCGAAAUGGGAGCAUUAUCGCGAUUGACUGGUGACCCCAGGUUUGAAUCUGCUGCUUUGCGUGCUCUUCGUAAGUUGUGGAGCAUGCGCAGUUCAUUGAAUUUACUUGGAACUACAUUGGAUGUGGAAACAGGUGAAUGGAUUGAGUUCUCAUCUGGAAUUGGUGCUGGGGUUGAUUCAUUCUAUGAAUAUCUAUUUAAGGCUCAUGUACUUUUUGGAAAAGAAGAAUUCUGGAGAAUGUUCCACAGUGCUUACCUUGCUGUGCAGAAAUAUUUCAGACAUGGCCCAUGGUAUCAUGAGGCCGAUAUGAGGACAGGGAGGGCAACCCAUUGGCAGCUUACAAGCCUUCAAGCAUUUUGGCCUGGCCUACAGGUUCUUGUUGGGGAUAUUCCGGCAGCUAAUUCAUCACACCGUGAGUUCUUUCAUGUGUGGGAGAAAUAUGGAGUUCUACCGGAAAGGUAUUUACUUGACUAUCAGAUGCUGCAUCCCACUGAAAAGUAUUAUCCUCUCCGUCCAGAAUUGGCAGAGUCAACUUUUUACUUAUAUCAAGCAACCAAAGAUCCAUGGUACUUCGAAGUGGGUGAAUCAAUCAUGAAGUCUCUUAUCUUGUACACCAAAGUUGAAGGAGGAUUUGCAAGUGUUAGAGAUGUUACAACUAUGCAGUUGGAAGAUCAUCAACAUAGUUUUUUCCUCUCUGAAACGUGCAAAUAUUUAUAUCUUUUAUUUGACGACUCGUUUCUGGUCGAUCAAAAUUACAUCUUCACCACCGAGGGUCACCCCCUGCCAGUCCUAAGUUCUUGGCAUGAACGACUGCCAGAGGUGUAUGGCCUGACCAACGGGACAUCUAUCAAGGGUGAAAAUUCAUCAAGAAGGUCUAGUGCAAUGUCUCUUCAAGUCUGCCCAGCUACCUCACUAAACACAGCUGGAGAUGGUGACCAACAACUAGAGAGUGCUUGCCAUAUCCUUGAUGCUCGAGCAGAUCAUAAAUGUUUCAGCGAUGAAGAAUGUGGAGUCGAUUCGACUACUUGCAGACGGCGAUCGUGUAGCUCAUCUGGUUAUUGUGGUCAUUGGUUGCGCUUAUAACACAGAAGGUAAUUAUUUUCAAUAAGAUUCCAAACUUGGUUCGUCUUGCACCAACGACGACAUCGAGCCGAAAAUGAACUUUGUAAGUAGUUGUUAAGUCCACACGAGAUAACUCUUUUUCACCCCCAAAAAAGAAAAAUUCUUGAAUGUAGCUACUACAAAACAAUAUAGAUAUUAUUAUCUUAGUUGUUAGAUGCAGGGAUAGUCUAAAGUUGAAUUUUUAGCGGGAGGGGAUAUGAACAUCACGUUGUUCGUUGACUUGUAUGAAUGGCUUACGUGAUUGGAACUAAAAGCCUUGGUUUAGAGCCGGGGGUAAUUAUGUCAUUCUAAGCCUGAGAGUCGUGGCUUGAAAGUACAAAGGAAGAUUCGUGGAAAUGAGGCUGUCAACUUUAGUUGAGAUUCACGCUCCUUUUUACAUCUUUGCCCCCAUGUACCA